This is a messenger RNA of Prorocentrum cordatum, 2235 nucleotides long. The record is from the annotation of a GenBank genome assembly. NCBI's taxonomy places the organism in Eukaryota, Dinophyceae, Prorocentrales, Prorocentraceae.
CCACAUCUGUCUCUCUCGGCCAUGCGCAGUCUCGUCAACAUCGAAGUUACAGCAAUAAUGGUACCGCCGAUGGAAGUUCGGUGCCAGCAACGUUGUCACGACCGUCGGCAUAAAUACUUCCCACCAGCCGUUUGGGCUCAAGGCGCGUGGCGCACAGACUGAGAAAGGAUGGAUGUGGACUCGGAUGUUCCUCCGCCUCCCCCUCCUUUCUCGGCCCCUUCUGUAAUUCUCGUCUGCCAGGCAGGAGCCUGCCGCAGCGCCGGCUCCGAAGCGGUGCUCCUCGAGAUCGAGGAGCUGGCAAAGGGCUUUAGGAACUGCACGGUGCAGGAGUCGGGCUGCAUAGGCGCCUGUGGCCAGGCGCCGAACGCGGAGGUGGUCCGUGGACGCAAAAGACUGGUCUGCACCAGGAUCACCGAUGUGGAGAAGAGCGCAGCGGUCAUUCAGCAGGCCACCGGAAGCAGGCCAAGCCUGGAGGAACCCGGGCUUGUGCAGCGGCUUGGCGAUGCCAGAGCAAUGAGGGUGCGCAACCAGGCCCGUGCGGAGGCCAAGUGGAAUGCGGCUCUGGCGGGGUUCUCCGAACACGUCAUGUCGAAGUCUGGGAAUGACCGCCUGGAGAUGCAGUUUGAGCUGUCCCAAUUGUUGGCGUCCGCAGGGCUUUGGGAAGAUGCGCUGGUCCACGUUACGGAGGCUGAGUCUAUGGCCGGAGGCAAUAUCAUGCUUCUAAUGGAACGUGCCAAACUCCUAGGCAAGCUCGGGCGUUCGGAAGACUUGGACGCCAUCGAGCAGCGCGUUUCGGCGAUGAGACUUGACUUUAGGCUCGUGAUUGAAGUCACGUCAUUGUUGCGCAGGUGCAAAUCGGAAAGCAACGCUGCCGCCAAGAUUGAGACCUCGCAGCGGCCCAUCGAGAAGUACGGACUGUGGUUCUUGGCAGGAGUAACCAAGGUGUCGAAGCACAGCGCAGUAUACCACUUCACAUCAAAGGACAAGGCGAGGGGCACACCGAACCCCAGGGGCCGAGGGCGCACCGUGUGGCACAAGACUUGGCACACGACCCUCCUGGCCGACGUUGGCACGAACAGCGAGGGUCCUCUGCCCUGGAUCGAGCGCGACUACACACCGAUCAGUACCGCGAAGGAGUGGGAGCAAGGCAAGUGUGACAUACUCAUAAAGAUCUACGACACCGGCCUGGCGACCUCGUGGUUACACAAACAGGAGUUGGGGUGCUCCGUGAGGCUCUCUCAGCCAAUGAAAACCUUAGAUGUUCCCUCUCUCGUGCCAGAUCUCACCCACGCUGCUUUCAGGCCUGCAAGCGUCUUGCUGCUCCUCGCUGGCACUGGCAUCGUGGCGGUCCCUCAGGUGCUACACCACGCUGAUCACGCUACGUGUUUCGGAUCCAACGUAGUACUGACACAGCCGGUGAGCCUAGUUUACUCGUGCCGCAGCGACGACGUUUUACUGCUGGAUGAAUUGAAGAGCUGGUGUGUGUCGGGGAAGCUUAAACGAUGCACCCUUCUGCUGACAGAGCCGCCGGCUGGGUCACCACCACCUUUCCCAGAAGUGGGAGAGGCAGAUUUGGCACAGCUGGCGGACGUGGAAAACAUGCAGUGCCUACGCGCACGCCUAUCCCAAGAGCUCCUCGAGAACGAGAUUCGACGGCUACAGGGUCCAACGAGGUUUGUGGUGUCUGGCCCCGCCCCCUUCAACGCCGCCGCAAAGCACAUGCUUAGCGAAGGCGGGGUGCAAGUAGAGGCUAUCACGAUCCUGAACGCCUAGCGCCUCCUCUGGAGGAGGGCGAGGGAUACGAUGAUGAUGUGGAGGUCGGAAAGGUGUUCACACAGUUGGAAGCUGGCUUGCAGAUGCAGUGCCGCAGAUCCACUUUUUUUGUUCGAGCAUCGCUUCGCCUCACUCGGCGCUCGGCUUUUUCCUGCUUUUCGAUUUCUUUGACGGCGUGAUGACAGAUAUGCAUCUGGGUAUGCAGCAUGAGUCGGCAAUUGUGUGGUCAGCAUGAUGACAGAUAUGCGUUGCACGUCGCAAGCAAGUGAUUGGCGCGAGGGGUGUAUUGUAUGUUCUCUGGAAUGCGGGAUUUGCCAGUUGGGCAGUCUCCCAUGUUGGCCUACUGUGCCAAUGGAUAAGUCGCCGUUCGCCCAUCCUCAUCAGCAUCCUCAUGAUCAAAGUUCAUCAUGAUUCCGAUCAUGAUGUCGACCUUCUCUCCGGAUUCUCCAUCGCGCAUCCUCC